AUGCCAGCUCAAGUUGUGCUCGAUGGAGCGCCUAACGGUGCUCCCAACGGAUCGUCCAGCGGAACACUCAACGGAGCAUCCAACGGAACACUUAACAGCCCACCAAGCCCAGAGCAUACGCCGUCACCGGGGAGACCUCGCCAUGCUUUAAUCGACACCGAGGGGUUUCAAUGGGGCGAAGUGGACGACAAGUUCAUGCGUCUCGCAGGGCACCAUGACGCCGCUCGCGUGCUGGCCGCCAACCCAGCGGCAGCAGCGCUUGUAACGCCACCAGCCAUCCAGUUGCCACCACUCGGCCCGCUGGCACAUUUCAAGGGAUCCUUUGCUGGGACUGGGAUGAACCUCAUCUUUCGACCGACCAACAGCUCGACCAAAAUCCCAAGUCCAUUUGUACCUCCGACACCAGCUUUCCCUGCAGUACCCAAUGACUCCAUCUUGGAGAUCAAUCUUACCGAGGAGACACUCUCCUUCGCUGACCCUCUCGGUGACGUGCCUAAUCGUGGCUUCAACACUCAGCGGGACAUCCAUCUGAACGGGGUGCCAUACGUGCAGAGCGUCAACGACGUGACCAACACCGGGACCGGACGGGCUGAUGCGCCACCUAAAGGAAUCCACUUCGAGCCCGGAGUCUGGAUGCACGUGCCUGCCAGCACUGAUCCGACAGGAACAGCAACACUGAACCGCAUGGCUUCGAUCCCGCAUGGUACCACUAUCAACGCGCAAGGCGUCUCUCCCACGACUGCCAUCGCUGGACCGCCAAACUUCAAGUUGCCGCAGAACCAAGUCGACAUUACGCCGUUCAAGAUUGGCGAUCCUGGCAAUCGGCUUAACGACGUAUUUCCCUCACAAAAGGUUGAAUCUGUUCAUUCUGCCAGGCUGCCGCAGGAUCUCACCAAGUUUGUCGAGGAGGGAACCAUCACGCAAGAUAUCCUGGACAACCCAAAUGUGGUGCUCGCGAAAGCCAUCGAGGGCCAGAAGAUCACAGAAACCAUUGUGUUCAAAGUCACUGCAGGGCCCCAAGGCGUCGCCAGCACGACUACUACUCCUAAUCCCAUCGGAGGCGGAGGUCCGGCGAGCAUCGACUUCUUGAACGGAGAUGACAAGGGUGACGGACCGAAUGCUGAUGUUCCGUUCAUGUCUGCAACUUUCUGGAUCGAGACCGUGGAGCAGCAGGUCACGCUGCCGCCCUUUCCUCCAGGCCGGCAAGGACCGGUCAGGGUGAGGCCGCGGACCGCAAAUGCUCGUGUGCCUGCUCCGACUUUCCUCGUCCACCCGCCAGCUCAACACAUCACCACUCCACGGACCGUCGCGGUCAAGUCGACGCAAAUCCAGUACUCGCAGACGGUGUUGUUGAACUUUGCAACUCUCUCAUGGCCGCACGUCAGUGUUGGUACUUUGGUCCCGUCGGAUGACGUGACGGCGACGAUUCAUUUGUGA
Messenger RNA from Saxophila tyrrhenica, 1437 nucleotides. RefSeq lists its product as uncharacterized. Bases 1 to 1437 code for a protein of 478 amino acids. Lineage: Eukaryota; Fungi; Ascomycota; Dothideomycetes; Mycosphaerellales; Extremaceae. The transcript has 2 exons. The record is from RefSeq and is a predicted model, not a curated record.